Molecule: messenger RNA, 813 nt
Organism: Pestalotiopsis fici W106-1
Lineage: Eukaryota; Fungi; Ascomycota; Sordariomycetes; Amphisphaeriales; Sporocadaceae
Exons: 3
Coding region: 1-813 (270 amino acids)
Source: RefSeq, a predicted model, not a curated record
AUGGGUAAUGUUCUGAGCCAGUUCUUUUUCAUUCCAGCCGCGCCCAUUACGGAGAAGAACUGCCCUGAUCAGACGGGACGGGUCUUUCUCGUGACUGGAGGCUACGCUGGCGUGGGCUUUGAGCUGUGCAAGAUACUCUAUGCUCACAAUGCGACAGUAUGGAUCGCAGGCCGCUCAGAGUCCAAGGCCCAAAAGGCCAUAGCGAGCAUCAAGGAGUCAUCGCGCGGAAGCAGUGGCCACAUCCACUUUCUGAACCUCGACUUGUCCGACUUCCCCACCAUCAAACCGGCGGUCGACUCAUUCCUCGCUCAGGAAAAGCGGCUUGAUGUCCUCGUCCAGAAUGCCGGUGUCAUGUAUCCUCCAGAUGGUAGCUUUGACGCGCAGGGAAAUGACCUCCAAAUGGGCACAAAUUGCUUGGGCCACUAUCUGCUCUAUCAGCUCCUUGAGCCUCUCCUGGCCAAGACGGCCGCCUCCUCUCCGACAGCAAGUGUACGCGUCGCUUGGGCAGGUUCAAUCGCAGUGCACAUCUCCUGUCCACAGCCCCAUGGAGUCGAAUUGAACGAGGAUGGCAGCGUAAAAGAUCUAGGCUUCAGGCAAAAUUACGGCCAGACCAAGGUUGGCAACGUCUUUUUGGGGCACGAGCUGGCGAAAAGGACCCCGCAAACGGGCAUUGUGCAUGCUUCUUUCAACCCCGGGAACUUACAAACUGAGCUCCAGCGUCACUGGGUUGGCCUGGACCGCUGGGUAACGGUAAGUCGUGUCAGCUCCACGCUGCGGCCCUCGAGUCAUGUUUCUUCGCCUGAAUGCUGCUGA